Molecule: messenger RNA, 7299 nt
Organism: Trichosurus vulpecula (common brushtail)
Lineage: Eukaryota; Metazoa; Chordata; Mammalia; Diprotodontia; Phalangeridae
Gene: ETNK1
Product: ethanolamine kinase 1
Exons: 8
Coding region: 297-1388 (363 amino acids)
Biological process (GO): phosphatidylethanolamine biosynthetic process
Cellular component (GO): cytoplasm
Molecular function (GO): ethanolamine kinase activity
Source: RefSeq, a predicted model, not a curated record
AGUCCCGGCAUGCACCGGGGCCGCCGGCAGUAGAGCGCAGCGAAGUGGAAUUUUCCCUGUGAGCUACCCGCCCCUGCUCGUUCCAGCUGUAGCCGAGACCCUCCCUCCCCCCCAUCAUUGCCCCCCUCCCCAGCAGGUUCCAACCGCUGCCCUCCGACCGCUCACCCGCCCCCCUCGCGCCCUCGGUCCGCCACCCUCCUCAGCCCAGAGCGUCGCCCGGCUUCAGCCUGUCGGCCCCCGCUGCCCUCGUCGCGGUUGCCGUAGUCGUCGUGGUCGUCUCCGCUGCCGCCUGGGCCAUGGCUAACUACAUCCACGUUCCCCCCGGGUCCCCGGAGGUCCCGAAGCUGAACGUCACCGUGCAGGAGCAGGAGGAACAGCGCUGCCGGGAGGGGGCCCUAAGCCUCCUUCGACACCUGCGGCCGCACUGGGACCCCCAGGAGGUGACCCUGCAGCUUUUUACAGAUGGGAUCACAAAUAAACUUAUUGCCUGUUAUGUGGGCAACACAAUGGAGGAUGUGGUCCUGGUGAGAAUUUAUGGCAAUAAAACAGAAUUGUUAGUUGACCGAGAUGAAGAAGUGAAGAGUUUUCGAGUGCUGCAGGCUCAUGGCUGUGCACCACAACUCUACUGUACAUUCAAUAAUGGACUGUGCUACGAGUUCAUACAGGGAGAAGCACUGGAUCCAAAGCAUGUUUGUAAUCCAGCUAUAUUCAGGUUAAUUGCCCGUCACCUUGCCAAAAUUCAUGCUAUACAUGCACACAACGGCUGGAUCCCCAAAUCUAAUCUAUGGCUAAAGAUGGGGAAAUACUUCUCUCUUAUUCCCGCAGAAUUUGCUGAUGAAAAUAUUAAUAAAAGGUUCCUAAAAGAUGUGCCGAGUCCCCAUGUUCUUCAGGAGGAGAUGACAUGGAUGAAGGAGAUACUUUCAAACCUGGGCUCACCAGUUGUGCUUUGUCACAAUGACCUGUUGUGUAAGAAUAUAAUCUACAAUGAGAAACAAGGUGAUGUGCAAUUCAUAGAUUAUGAAUACUCUGGCUACAACUACCUGGCAUAUGAUAUUGGAAACCAUUUCAAUGAAUUUGCAGGUGUAAGUGAUGUAGACUAUAAUCUCUAUCCAGAUAGAGAACUACAAGGUCAGUGGCUGAGGUCUUACCUUGAAGCCUAUAAGGAAUAUAAAGGAUUUGGAACAGAUGUUACAGAAAAGGAAGUGGAGGUACUAUUUAUUCAGGUCAAUCAGUUUGCAUUGGCUUCUCAUUUCUUUUGGGGAUUGUGGGCUUUAAUUCAAGCCAAAUAUUCCACCAUUGAUUUUGAUUUCCUUGGGUAUGCAAUUGUUCGUUUUAAGCAGUAUUUCAAAAUGAAGCCUGAGGUCACUGCAUUAAAAUUACCCGAGUAAAGGAGGAUUUAGUUAACCUCAAGUGGCUGAGCAAUCCUUGUGAACCAUUUUUGAAAACAGAUACUGAACAGCUAAUAUUUGUAAAAUUCUGUAAUUUCAUUUGGUUAUCUUGCUUUAUAAAUGAUGCCUCUAAACAGCCAACUUAUCUUUAAAUAUUAAAUCUAAUUCAGAAACGUACCUAUUGUUAGUAUAGAUGGAUUAGAAAUUUGUUAAAUCUGCAAAAGUCUUUAGAGAUGGCAGUUUAAUCCUCUCUUUGAUCAUUUUUUCUGUUAUAUGUGAAUUAUUUAUUAUAGAUUUAACAUGACUCCAUUGCUGCUUUCAUCAAUUUCUGUAUGAGAAUUGAGUAUAGGCAAUGAAAUUGUUUGUCAUUUUUUUAAACUUCAAUUUUUCACAUUAGAUUAAUUGAGGUAAAUUUUUUUGGGGAGUGUUCAUUAUAAAUAAUCUUAUUGUACUGUAUGUAAAAAUGAGUCAUUUAUUCUUGAAAUGCCAGGAACAGGUAUAAUAAAUUUAGACCAUUGCUCUAAUUUUGGCUAGGAGGUAAAACCUUUCACGUCAUGGUAACAUUUUCUGAGUUGAAUACUGGAAUGAAUUUGCUCCUGGGAAUAAUUUUUUUUUUAAUUCUCCACUGGCAACACAGUGUGGGAAUAGAAAUUUCAGUGCCCCUUUUAAUCUUGGAAUAGAUUUACUGACUGAAUCUUAGCAAAAUCUUUAUGAUAGAAAAUGUUUUCUAAUCUAAAAUGUGAGUAUUUUUCACUAUUCCCAUUUUUAAAAAUUGCUACAUAAAAUUAUUUCUAAGUUAUGUGUGAUUCUAUGUAUUGAACAGCGUUACAAUCUUUUUAAAAGGUCUUCCAUUUGCUCCAAGUAAUUCCUCCUUCAUUCCCCGCCUACCCCCACAAAAAAGGAAGAAAAGGAAAGGGAACAUCUAAUCACUCAGCUUCAGUGCUCCUAACUUGGUUUCAUGUCUUUAGCACUUAGAUUCAGUUGUACUAGGGAAAAAAAUCAGAAAAUAUACAGACUUAUAACAAAUGGCUGUUGCUUAAUGAAUGUCUAUAAAGUUCAAAGUGAUGUAUGGAAGCUGUGAAGAAUUAAAUAUUGUAGAGAUAAGUUUGAGGAUUUGAUCAUUGUACACUUAAAUUGUUAUGCCAAGAAAUCUUUGAAUUCCAAAAUGUGAAUUAAGGAAAAAGGAAGAUAUGUAUUGGUUUUUUUUAAAGACAUUUAUUUUAAAAAAAUUGGAGGAUGGGGGCUGAUAACCUAGGGCAAGGGAAGAAGGGACUUCUAUAAGGUAGGAGUUAGUUUUUAAGCCUUGAAAUUGCUGUGUGAAAUUUAAUAGUCAACUUUGUAAACAAUUAUCCUGACAAGCUUUGCACUUCGGUCACAUAAGUGCCCAUAUAAAGUUGACAUAAUGUGCCUGCGUAUUCAGAAUGUGCAAGCACAAACUUAUCCUACAAAUAAAUAUUGCAGGGAAACUCACCCCCCCCCCCCCCCAAGAAUGUUAAUUUUCAGAGUAUUUACCUUCAGACAAGCACUUUUCAAGAUUCUUGAAAGCAAUUUGUAGAAAACUUUAAAGGUCAUUUAAAGUUGAAAAAUUCAUUAAGUAAAUAUCUUCUUAAAAGGAAUUUGUUUUCAUAACAGUAUUAGACCAAGAUUCACCUUUCUACCUCCCCUUCAUUAUUACAAUUAGUCACAUUUUGGUUUUAUUUUAAACCUCCAAAAUAAUAGAAUUAGUAGUUUCUGUUCAUUUGACUCAAAAUAAUAUCUAUGAAAGUGGAAAAAUAGUUUUCCUAUGCUAUUAGAAAUGUUUGAGUUUGUGAAAGUUCUUUUGGUGGAUUUUUCAUCUACAUAAGGAAUAUUUGAUAAAUACUAUGGAGAAAAUACAAAAUACUUUGAUUUUUUGCUUUCUGGCUAUGUAAGAAAUAACAAUUUGGAUCCUUCACUUCCUUGAGAAUGGAAGAAAACAACCCUUUCUCUUUUUCUCAGUGUCUUCUCAAGCUGAUAAUUGUAGAUUUGACUUAUUCUUACCUAGGCACUGCUGGGAAACUAGUAGAGCCUCAGCUGCCAGCUACUUCUCUGUUCUAGUCAUUUCUUAAAGAUGAAUAUUGGGAUAACGAGUUGAGGAGACAAUCACUUAUGCUGCAAGGAUAUGCCUAACUCACAUCUCAUUGUGUAUGUAGAUAAUGGGCACAGACUGGGCAUGUAUAGUCUUGCUAUAUCUUUGAGAAGGAGGAAUUUGGGGUGGGGGGUGGUAUUAUGAUGGUUUUACUCCACUGGUUUAUGGGAUCAUAGUACAGAUAGGGCUUACUCUGUUAGAAAAAUUAAAAUUUCCUUCGCAAUAACCAGUUAAGGAAUUACAAAAGAAAAAUCUCAGAGCCCUAGAAACAUUUAUAAAAGAUUUUCUUUGUGGCUUGCUAAGAUGCCAUUCUGUUGCCUUUUUUCUAUGCUAAGUUAAGGGGCUUGAAUGUCAUACAUAACUCAACUUGUAGUAAACCUGGUAUUGAAAUAGGAAGAGGGUUAUAUAAGUGACAUUCAUGUAUGCACAAUGUUAGUCAGUAGACCAUAGUGGCCUGGGUGCUUUAAAAAGCAACAUUGAGAAAAUUAUUUUCUUUUUUCUGUCACCACUUGUAAAAUCAGACCUGGUUAAUCGUGUUUAAUUUUUUUCGUAUCUUUUAUCACCAAUCUCUGGAAAUCUAAAAGGUGUGGCAAUAAGUCACAUACUUCUAGUAUGCUUAUUUGUUUACUUGGAACAUAAUAUUAAUUAACCAGGUCUGGCCAUGUAUAUAAAGCAAUGUAAAUAAAUGUGUAAAUUAGUGUGAAUUGUAUCUUACACUUAUGAGCUUGUGCAUUGCCUUGUAUUCUUUGCUUUUGUAGAAAUAUCUCUAUAAAUAAUCAAGCUCCGUAUCUCCUCACAUCCUUUUUGCUGCUGUUGUUUGUUAAUCUGGCAUACUUAAUGACCCUAUCUAUACAGUGGGAAGAUAAGAGAUAUGAAACUUGUGAAAAAUUAUAGUAUGCUGUUACAUUAAGGGCAGUACUUAUUUAUUUAACUCUUCAGUACCUAAUUUGUAGCCUUUAUUAACUUUUAUGAGUUAGCACUUAGCCUUUGUGAAGUAAAGAUUCCUGGAGACACUGAUUUAAUUCAGUACAGUCUUAGGCAAAUAGAACUGAAUUUUUUAGUUUUAAUUAUACAAUAUUUUAAGUUUAAAAUACUAAACAAAUGAUUGAAAGCUAAGAUAUUAUUAUCUUUCUCUAUUUUAGAGGAAUUGAGGUCUUUUAUACCAAAAGGAAUCUGAGUUUGAUAUUCAUAUCUCUUAAAAGAAAAUUUAAGUUCCUACAAACAUAGACCAUGCAUCUUAACUUCACAAGUACAUUUAUUCACUCUUAAGAUGGUAGAAGAGAAUAAGAUGUUAGUCCAACUAAAUAAAUCAUUUAAAGUAUUACCUGACUUAAAGACAAAUUACUCUUUCUGGAGUGUCAGGUAAAACAGAAACCAUUCCAUUUAAAUUUUUACAUGGUUUUAUCCCUUUGGUUUAUUCUCAUUCUUUCUGUAACUUUUUUGUAGAUCCUAACUUGUACGAAAUAUAAUUUGGUAGUCUUAAUUUCUAUUUACACACUGCCUUUGAUAGGAUUGUAAAUCUAUAUGGCUUUAGGACACAGAGUUAAACUAUUAAAUAUUUCCCAAGCUUUCAUUUGGUGGAAAAACUAAUUGAUUCAAGUUUUUUGAAAAUGUCUGGAGAAGGGUGAUGGUGGCAUUAACUGUGAUUACUUUAAACUAAAAGGAAAUCCUAAUAAUUUUUCCUCAAGGAACCAAAAAUUAUAAGCAAACAAUUAUUAAAGUAGUCACAUCUUCUUUUGAAAGUUGCUUUGUGGGAAUUAUGUACUGUAUUUCCUAUUUGAUUUCCAUUUUCUCUUAUGAUUACAAGCUAUUGUAAUGUCAUUUGACUAUGUGGAAGCCUGUGCCACAUUUUAAAGCAAUUGGCAAAUUAUUAAGAAAUAAGAAUUAGAACACAGUAGUGUUUGGCCAACGAUUUCAUAGUAAAUGUGAUUAGUCAUUUUUAAAAAAAUUACUUCCCACAAGAUUGGAAUAUGUACAAAUGUGUAUAUAUGUGUGUUGCAUAUGUCAUGUAAACUUGUGUGUGGAGACAACUACAAUAUUUACUUUCCACAAACAUGAGAUUUUCCCAAUAUUUUAAGCUCAAAGGCUCAAUUUGUUGCUGUCAAAGAAAAUACUUUGAUUUAUAUCACCUCUUGGCUUGCGAAUAGAGUUGGGGUGGCAGAGUUCUUAUGAAAGUAUUUUAUUCCAUCAUGCUUAAUUGACACAUAAUCUGGUGACAUUUUAAAAAAAUAUUUUUUCUACCAAAUACUUGAAAGUGAAACCAAUAACAUGUAUUAAGCAAAUAAAGGGCAAAACAACCCUGAUGUUUCUACUAUUUAAGAACAUUUUAUUUUCAUUGAUCUUUUUAAAGGGUAACUAAAUAUUACUUGAGUCUUUAGUAUUCUCUGAAAGAAAAAUGAUGAAAUUGCGGGUAGAAAAUGAUCUUAUGUAAACUUAACAUGUUUGUUAGUCUGGUCUACUUUCAUCUUUUUCCCCAUAUUAAAAAUAUAUGAUAGGCUGUGGAUUAGAUUAUGAAACAACAUGUAUUCUCUCUACUCUUUAACCUUGUAGUUCUGUUUCUGAAAAUUUUUGUUUAGCCAAAAACUUUUUUUUUCAAUUAUCCAUGAACUUGCACUAUUUUCUUUGUUUAAAAUGUAACAUUUUGUAGUGGUGAUAGGUUCUAUUUCACAAUAUUGAAUAAUACCAGUAGUGGGAAGUAGGAGAUAUCCCAUAUUGUAAUUACUUUACUUAUUUUUCACAUUGAACUCUUUACUGGCCAUUGGUUGUGAUAACUAUCUUGGAGGAUUGGGAGGUUAGCGGGGAUUAGGAGAUUUUCCAUGAUAGUGAACCUCACUUGUAUAUGUCAUGAACUCACCUCUGUGGCCUGGAAAAGACCUUGGAAUGGAAACACAAAAUGCUUAAAAUCACUUUGCACCAACCUGUUGUAUGCUGCCAUACAUAGUUAAUAUGGUGCUACACAGGAAAUUGUAUUCUCUGGUCAUCUGAAGUAGUUUUUCUAAAUGAGUUGUUUCAUAGAGUUUUGCAACUCCAGCAAAAUUAAAUCAACAAAGCCUAAGUAAAAACUUUUUUUUUAACUGUGCUGAAUUUCAAAAGCCUUUGUACAUCAAAGUCACUUUCCAUAACAUCUUAAGUAUUUUUUAGAUUUAAAAUACACAUUUUUGGAAGAAGAUAUUGCUUCAAGAGCUUAAAUGACAACUUCCUUAGAAUCAGAUGGAAAAACAAAAUUUGAGUGAUUCAAGGUCAUUGUAUUAGUUGUGUUAGUUAGAUUUGGAAAUUGUGGCAUAAGGCUUAAAUUUGUAUUUAUCAAAUGUGAACUGUAGUAGUGUGAUGCUGCUUUGUAUAUACUGUAAGUGCUACACAUAGUCUCAGCACUGAAAAUGUAUUGAUACCUCUCAAAAGAGUUCAACUUGAAGUGUAGGUGUUUUGAUAUGCUUCAGAAAUGUGCGUGUCUGAGAAUCUGUUAAUCUGUUUGGAAUUGAAGAUACUUCCUGUUUUGUCUCAUUUAAUUUAAAAUUUAAUUUUUAUCCUUUUACUACUGUUAAUUUGUCAGUGUGUUCUGUGGAUACAUUGGGGUUGCUGGUGAAGACAGCUAAGAUGUUAACCUCAUUUAUGUUUUGGCUCUGUUCAUAAGCUAUUAUUGGAGUUGAUUGUAUUUCUUUUUAAAAAGUAAGUGAUGUUUAAGCUUUGUUUUUGUUGUAUAAAUCGUUUUACCAUUGAUUAAAUGAAGGAAUGUAUCUUUUUGAAGAGAUUUAUAUUCUGUAAAUAAAAACUGGUUGUAACAAUAAAACUAGGUUCUAACAUGUA